AUUUCUGCCAAAUAAUAUAUCUCCUAGCGCGAGCGCUUGCUUGAAUUUACUUUUUACUCAAAUGGAUAUACCAGAGAAAUACAAGUAUCUGUUCAAGUUUUUGAUUAUUGGAGCUUCAGGCUCUGGAAAAACAUGCAUUUUACGAAGAUAUACUGAAGGAAAAUUUAUACCCAAUAUGCCUCAUACAAUUGGAGCAGAAUUUGGCAGUAAGAUCAUAAAUGUAGAUGGGACAACUGUUAAAAUUCAGAUAUGGGAUACUGCAGGUCAGGAGCGUUUUCGAUCAGUGGCUCGUUCAUAUUACCAUGAUGCUGUUGGAGCACUGCUAGUCUAUGAUAUUACUAGUAGAGAUUCGUUUAAUGAACUAGCCUCUUGGUUGUCCGAUGCACGAACUCUUGCUUCGCCUGAUAUCAUGAUUGUACUAGUUGGAAAUAAAAAAGAUUUACAGGAUAGUGAUGGACAUGUAACUAAUUGGGAGGCUAGUGCAUUUGCUCAAGAUAAUGAUCUUCAUUUCUUAGAGACAUCAGCACUUACUGGUGAAAAUGUCGAAGAAGCUUUUAUUCAAUGUGUUCGUAAACUUGUUUUUAAAAUUAGAAAUGGUGAAUUAGAUCCAGAUCGUUUAAAAUGUAAUCGACACUCGUCUAGUUUAACAUUUAUGGAACAUUCAAAAUUUAAUUCUAUCCCACAAGUUCAUGUACAAAAUAAUGAUUCAACACUUUCAUAUGAAUGUAAUUGUUGAUAAGAUUUUAAAUUUUUUUUUAUCUUAUGACAUUAUUACUACUUAAUAGACAUUCAUCAUUUGUUCUUUUAUACAUAUAUAUGUAUCAAGAAAUAGAAUCUUUAAUUUCUAACUAACUUCAUGUAUGUUUCUCGUUUAUUUUGUUCUCUAUUUCCAAUGUUUUGUGUAUUCCAUCCAAAAUCUAUCAGAUUAAUUUUACCUAUUAUAUUUCCAUAAUACAACUUGCAUUUCAAUGAUUGAUUUAAUGUAUAUUCCAUAGAUCUUCUGUUGAAAGAAUUCAAUCUUUUAAAUGACAAGUUUUAAUCUGUUCUUUAUGUCAUUUUGUUGAAACAUUUUGAUUGAAUAUUAUUUAUUUUCAUAUAAAAGUUCUUUAUGGCUUAAAGUCUAUAAUUUAUACAUUCAAUAUGCAUAAUUUAAUGAGUUUAAUUGUAUUAUGAUUUUUUUCGCUUCGGUUUCUCAGGUUUUCUUUUCUAUCUUCGAGAAGCUUAGUAGUUAUACUCUUUGUCUUAUCCCUUUGAAUAAAUUAACAAUCAGUGACUAUAUGCUCCUUGUUUUUGUUGGAUGGUAUUUAGCAAACCUAAUCAAUAAUGAGAUGACUUGAUAGUUUUAGCUAUGUAAUGUAGGUACAAUUUCACCUGUAUUUGGCAAGUUAUUCAGGAAAUGACUUAAUAAAAUACUUUUAAUUAUGUAUUUAUCGUUAGUAAUUCGUGUGAUUUUAUUAUUAUUUUUACGAAAUCAAUCAAGAUGUAACAUUUAUCCUCUUUUGUACUUAAUUACUUACGCCUGUUACUCUUCGUGAAGGAGAAUAGGCCGCCGACCAGCAUUCUCCAACCCACUCUGUCCUGGGCCUUCUUUUCUAAUUCCAUCCCAUUCUUGUUCAUUUUUCUCAUGUCUAUUUCCAUUUCCCGGCGUAAUGUGUUCUUUGGCCUUCAGGAUUCCAUGUGGGGGCUUGUCUUUGACGCAGUUGGGUGCUUUCCUCAAUGUGUGUCCUAUCCACUUUCAGCACUUCUUCCUGAUUUCUUCCUCCUCUGGGAUCUGGUUUGUUCUCUCCUACAGUAGGUUGUUGUUGAUAGUGUCUGGCCAACGGAUUUGAAGUAUUUUUUUGUAUUAUAUUCAUAUAAUUUAACUCUAUCAACUUUAAUCCAUCACUUAUGCACAACAUCUAUUAACUACUUAAUCAAAACUUCCAUAUGUAUACUUUAUAUUAUCACUUUUAGAUUUGUAACUGUUGUGCUUAAAAGUUAUUUAGAAAAAUAAUUGUUCUCUAAAUAUUUCAUAGUGAUUUUUAAAUUACUUAUUUGCACAGUACUCAAAAUCGUUUGCAAUGGCGCAGUUGCAUCCACUCUUUGUGUUCUCCUAAAUUCUAGUCUUUUGACUUCUUCAUGUCCCUUUCUUUCUUCUCUUUCCAAAUGCAUUUCAUUGUAUUAUACUCCUUGAAUAACAUCUUCGAACCCUAAUGUUUCCGAUUACUGCUUAUACUCUUACCGCCUCUACCACUACGGGAUUUGAAUCGACAAGUGCAUCUCUGUGCUAAUGUGGUGUGGCAACUCGAACUGAUGUACGUACGUACGAAGUUCUAAGUUGUUACUGACUGACUGACAGCACUUAGAUGAUCUAAUAACAAACAAGUUUCUAAUAGAACUUCGAAUUAAGGUAUAAAAAAAGAAUGAAUUACUCAAGUAAUUGUUGAGCAAAAUCAUUGUAUUUAAUGGUAUGUUUAUUUACACCUGUGAGUAUUACAUUUACUGUUAUUAUUUCGUUUUGUUUUUAUACAAAAUAUGGUUAAACACUAUUAAAACUACUCAUGACAAUGUUCAAGUAGUAUGUGAAUGAAUAUGUUUCGAAAGGAAAGAAAUCAUGUCAUUUAAUACAACAGUAAUUCAUGCAAAAAAUUGUGUACUGAUUUUGUUUUAGAAAAUAUAAUAACUUCCCAAUCUGUUU
Molecule: messenger RNA, 2677 nt
Organism: Schistosoma mattheei
Lineage: Eukaryota; Metazoa; Platyhelminthes; Trematoda; Strigeidida; Schistosomatidae
Source: the annotation of a GenBank genome assembly